GCUGUGGCGGCAGCGGCGGCCCCAGCCAUGCUGUGCUAUGUGACGAGGCCGGACGCGGUGCUGAUGGAGGUGGAGGUGGAGGCGAAAGCCAACGGCGAAGACUGUCUCAACCAGCGUGGGUUGUUUUGUUGGAGUCCAGAUGGUUAACACUGUCCCGACAGUACGCUGCCAGACCAGCUGUGCAGACCGUGCUGGCGGAGGGAAGUCUGGUGACGGGAAGAAGAAGGAAAAUAAGCUGUAGGUUCCCCCCUCAGCCAUUCUGCAGGCGACUUUUGAGGACUGCCUUUUCUUGCCUGCCGGCGAACCAGUCCUAAUGCGUGCCUCUCUGCCGCAUCCAGAGGGGUAGCAUCGUUGGAGCCUUUGUGCUCUGUUCUUCCAGCUUGCAAAAAGAAUUGUAACACCGUUUUCGAACUUUGGAAAAAGUGUGCAGGCGAUUGGGAAUUAUAGAAGUUGAUUAUUUUGGACUGCAGUUUACGGGUAGCAAAGGUGAAAGCUUAUGGCUCAAUCUGAGGAAUCGGAUCUCCCAGCAGAUGGACGGACUAGCCCCUUACCGCCUUAAACUGAGAGUCAAAUUCUUCGUGGAGCCUCAUCUCAUCUUACAGGAGCAAACUCGAAAGUGUUUCCCCCUCUGUACCAACUGGAAUAACUUUUCUCAGGGAUGAGCCAAACUAGGAAACUGAUGUCUGAUACUGCUGAAAUGCUGGAGACCUAAAUCUUGCAGUGACAUGUCAACAACAAAGCAUAUCUUUUUCUUGCAUAUCAAGGAGGCCCUCCUGGCAGGCCAUCUCCAGUGUUCCCCAGAGCAGGCAGUCGAACUCAGCGCCCUCCUGGCCCAGACCAAAUUUGGAGACUACAAUCAGAACACGGCCAAGUACAGCUACGAGGAGCUGUGUGCUAAGGAGCUCUCCAGUGCCACCUUGAACAGCAUUAUUGCAAAGCACAAGGAGUUGGAGGGGACCAGCCAGGCUUCGGCAGAAUAUCAAGUUCUGCAGAUUGUUUCGGCAAUGGAAAACUAUGGCAUUGAAUGGCAUUCCGUGAGGGACAGCGAGGGGCAGAGACUCCUCAUUGGGGUUGGACCGGAAGGAAUCUCAAUUUGCAAAGAUGAUUUUAGCCCAAUUAAUAGGAUAGCUUACCCCGUGGUGCAGAUGGCCACCCAGUCAGGAAAGAACGUGUACUUGACUGUCACCAAGGAGUCCGGGAACAGCGUCGUGCUCUUGUUUAAGAUGAUCAGCACCAGAGCAGCCAGCGGGCUCUACCGAGCGAUCACGGAGACGCAUGCUUUCUACAGGUGUGACACGGUGACCAGCGCUGUUAUGAUGCAGUACAGCCGAGACCUGAAGGGCCACUUGGCAUCUCUGUUUCUGAAUGAAAAUAUUAACCUUGGCAAGAAGUACGUCUUCGAUAUUAAAAGAACGUCAAAGGAGGUCUAUGACCACGCCAGGAGGGCCCUGUACAAUGCUGGCGUCGUGGACCUGGUUUCGAGAAGCGACCCUAGCCCUCCAAACUCGCCUCUCAAGUCCUCGGAAAGCAACAUGAACUGCAGUAGCUGUGAAGGCCUCAGUUGCCAGCAGACCCGAGUGCUCCAGGAGAAGCUGCGUAAGCUGAAGGAGGCCAUGCUCUGCAUGCUGUGCUGUGAGAGGGAGAUCAACUCGGCCUUCUGUCCCUGUGGUCACACUGUGUGCUGUGAGAGCUGUGCCGUGCAGCUGCAGUCGUGUCCAGUCUGCAGGUCGCGGGUGGAACACGUGCAGCAUGUCUAUCUUCCAACCCACACCAGUCUUCUCAACCUGACCAUGAUCUGAUCUGUUGUGCGCCUCCUGUACAUGCCAUGUUUCCAUGAGCUGUACUCUUAUAAACUGUAAAAAGGAUGAGCUGCGGAGAAAGGAAAUACUCCAACAUUCAUCUGCCAUGCAACGUAUUUUUUUAAAAAAAGGAAGAAUAAAAGGAAUAUGACUUCUCACCACUAGAACAUGCCAUGCAUCGCAUUAGCCCCUCCAGUGUGGGGAAGAGUGCCAGGACACAGACAUUCCCUGGACUUUUUAUUCUUUUUAUGAUCAAGUAAAGGAAUGAGUAAAAUCUUUGAUGUCAGUUAAGUGGCAGCAUAGCCAAAAAGUGGGUACCUUUUGGGAAAUCGUGUUUGUUGUAAGUCUCUGUGAUGUAUCCCAAGGUAAGUUUCCUACCAGCUGCAAAUUUUUUAAGAAUUCAUUGUAAGAAUUUACUUGGUUCUUUUGUACGGUCAUGGAGCUCUGAACGUUUUUAAUAGGAAAACUUUUCUUAAAGAAGUAGUUGUCAUUUUAAUGUCAUUUCUGUUUUUAUAACUUGUUCAAGAAUGAUUGGAGGCAGAUUUAAAGAUCAGUUCUGUGGCUUCAGAAAAGUUAAUAACAAAGUCUUCAGAUUGAAACCGGUCUGACUAGUGGAAAACAGGUAACUCAGCAUGGGUGGCUUCCUAUUCCUUCUCUCCCUGUCUCCUACGCACAAGCCUUUCAGUGACAAAGUGCUGCCAGUUUGGUUCUAAGAUUUCUGCGGGGGAGUCAGCACUCUGCGGCCUCCUGUUGGUGGAGUCUUCUAAGGUCAUGUAGAGAGCUCGCCCCCUGGGACGAAGCUGCACGGUGGACAGCCGGGUGGGUCUCCGGGUGCCCCCACUGCAGCUUCAUCCUGACCCGCAGCCUUUUACAGCCUUGUCAUCAUAAGUAUCCUACAUAAUGUCUGCUUCUCCCCUCCCCCAGUAAAUGCUUAAGUAUUAACUUCUGGUUGUCCCCCGCAUAUGUCUUAGAGGGGUUUCAGGGUCUGUUGUUUCUCUGUGCUUAAUCAUGUCUCCACUCCCACUUGGGCAUUUUGGAUGCUGGUCAGCUUGUGGGUUUUCUAGGACAUCAGGAAACCUAGAUGACCUUCCUGGGUGCAAUACUAGCUAAGUGAAAGCUAGAAACCUACACUGUCACUUUACUGAGAUUUCUGAGUAUACUUUUCAUAUUGCCUUAAUGUAGCAGUGAUGUGUUUAUGCAUUUGUUUCUUUGCACAGACAUUUUGUCAGAUAUUAAAACUCUACUUUUUUAUGGCACAUAUUAACAUAUAAGCCUUUAUUCCAAGAGGUAUUUAUUUUUUCACUUGUAAAAAAAUGUUUCCACAUAAAGAACUCUGUUAUAUCCUAGAGGACUUCUGUCUUUUGUAUUCAACAUAAUAAAGACUUUAAAGCAAAAACCACA
Manis pentadactyla (Chinese pangolin) is the source of this 3200-nucleotide messenger RNA. RefSeq names its product myosin regulatory light chain interacting protein (gene MYLIP). Gene Ontology annotation, biological process: ubiquitin-dependent protein catabolic process. Bases 726 to 1799 code for a protein of 357 amino acids. Gene Ontology annotation, molecular function: cytoskeletal protein binding; ubiquitin-protein transferase activity. The transcript has 9 exons. NCBI's taxonomy places the organism in Eukaryota, Metazoa, Chordata, Mammalia, Pholidota, Manidae. Gene Ontology annotation, cellular component: cytoskeleton. The record is from RefSeq and is a predicted model, not a curated record.